UAGAAGCAUUGCCCUAGGUCUCGCUGGAAAACAAAGAUGAACCGCAAGUGACUUUGGUGCGAGCGUCAAUGCUUAACAUAGAAGAUAAAUAAACAUAUUACUGGUCCACGAUUUCGGUUCUCUCGACAUGGAAGAUAUCCGACCGACGGCGAAAUGGGCGAAUCGCAUGUUACGCCCGCUGACUUCGGUCUAUCGCAGACUGGAAAAGCAUCAGGAGACUCUAUCCUUGGUUGACAUGGAUUUGAGAGAGAGGGACAAGUCCGGGCUCAAACAAUGCGAUGGAGAGUAUCAAGUCAGGACGCCUAAAGUCGCCGGUGUUGAGGAUAGCGGCUCUUACUCGGAAUACGAUGGUAAUGAUCCUUCUUGGAUUCCUGGAAAGUCAGACAAGCGUCGGAUUAGACACAAGUACUCGAAGCGUUGUGAAGGAAAGCGUGGCAGAAGGCGCAAUCGAUUAUCUAUUCACAGCCCGGAGUUGCAGAGGACGCUGCCCGGUGCCAUUGAAAUUGCCACGCCUUUGAUUACCGGAAAGACACUGCGAAGGAGCCUCGGGUCUGAUUCAGGGGGGGGAGGGUCUUCUAGGGGUGAAUCGCCUUCUUUAGACAAUUAUGAGUCGGGCCUGGGGAGAAAGGCGACGCGAACGAAGGAAAGUACCUAUCCUACUUACAAAGGCUCUUGGAAAGAGGCCCUUGAUAUGUCGGGGGAUACUGGUUUUAUCGACAUUGCACGAUUUCUCGACCGCAUACUUAUUAAGUUCUUGGAUAACACUAAGUUUUCCGUUGAUGCGUCGGUCAAGGAUCGCGGGGCUCGUUCGCUGUUGUCCAUGGCUGCACGUCGGCUUCCGGAAUUUAUUGAGGAAGAGCAGAAAAUCCAAGAUGCGCAGGAUCAUGAGGAAGAAGAACUCGAAGUGGAUAUGUGCAAUGUAUAUUUCACCGAGUUGGAGGCUCACUAUGCGCCCAGCGGCAAUGGGUGGAAGCCACUUCGGGGCGCUGUGCGGGCACAGGGUAUCUACUUGGUCUCAGAGAUGAUACGGAAGAAAUGGGUCACGAAAAUGGUCGCCCGUCGGCUUCUCGAGGCAUGUAUGCAUCAUGAACACCUUGAUGCCUUUGAAACGCUGCUGUCAAGGUAUUUGCAAACAAUCCAUACCGACGAUCAUCCAACAACGUUUGAUUCAUCUUCGUGGUCAAAUGGCUACGAUAGCCCGGUUCGAUUAUUGAAGGUAUACCAUGCAUCGCCAUCCGGAUGUCGGUCUUUCGUUUUUGACGAGGUGGCAAAGCUCCUUGUUCGCGGAGCUAUCUCUCCUGAGUGGAUGGUGACCACUUCGUGGAAGCCUUGCGUGGAUGAAGCAAUCCAGUCAUUGGCGGCAGAAGACGAUUCCUCUGUUGCAGCAAUAUCCUUCAUUGAAGCUGUCAUACUUUCAGCAAGCGGCACCUACACGACGGACAUGUCCGCGUCCAGGGCAAACACUCGCGUGAUACCCCCACUUAGUCGAAGGGGGCGUCGUGCCCUUGCAAAGAGCGCCGGCCAUUCCCAGGGAUAUGAGCCAUCGUGUCCUGUUUCCAUACAAGAGGCUCUUAACAAUCUUGUCUUGAGUCUUAUCGCUGCUUUAUGCGGAAUGCAUAUUGCGCGUUUCUACGCACCAGCUAGUGAGAAAGGAAUUGCCAGUACAAGGAUGAGAGACCUAGUUUGUUGUCUAGCUUUAGCAGUACAGCGAGAUAUUGAAUUGAGGCCGGCAUCCAGUCAAGCUAAUGUUUCGGCAUCUCAAUUACUACGACGUGGCUACGUCCUGCUGGGCAGCUGUGUAUUGCAAUGCGUUGGGGAGUCCCUCGCUAGGAGUGUCAGUCAGUUUAAUUCGGUUUCUGUGCACAGCCUUGAGUCUUUCUGUGUUUUGCUAGCCAGUAAGCAGGACGUGGUCAAAGAACUGGCAGUUUUGGUCCGGCAAGUGAUCUGUUGCUAUGAGCGCGCGACCAAGUGUGAUCGGACCCAUGUUUCUGAAGAAAUUCGCAUGCAGAUUGCCGGACUUCUGAAAAUGGGUGAUACACAAGGCCUUUCAACUCUCCUUGGUAAGGUAGCAGUUGAAACUGCGAUGAGCCUAGCAGAAGCGACGUUGGACCCCGACGAUCAUCUUUGGGCAGCUGAUAUUCAAGAGAGAUUCCUAUCUUCUCAGCUUCACCAGGAACUAAAAAGGGACCAUCCAAGCGAUCAUCAGCAUAUCUAUAAGAGCGAAAAUAAGGGUCUAUAUCGAUGGGAGGAGGGUAUCGGCGAGUGGGUUGAGCGUACACCAGUGCCUAAAAUGAAAAAGACCGCAAUGCAGUCAGCUUCGGGGUCAAGGGCUGUCCGCCAGAGACAAGCAACUCCCUCAACGGGCAGCAGUGCGCCUACCGAUUCUCCGUCUGGGAGCUCUGCCUCGAGCUUCACAUCAUCUGCACCGUCAACCCCUUCACUCUCAAUCAAAAGGGGAGUCGAGGACGAGGAAGUUCGUCGACGGCCAAGCAAAAGGCUUCGGUCUGCCCAUAUCAGAACCCAUUCCACAAGGUCAACCGAUUGGCUUGACCUUAGCAAGUCCCAAGCAUCCAACGUUAUCCCCCGGACAGCGACCAGUUAUCGUGUGCGACCAAGCGCUUUCGGUGAUACCAUGCAUUGCGGUCGAGAUUCGAACCAGAAAGUGGGCGCUGAAGGGACAGAUACGAUGAAACCACAUACCAAAGUUGAAGUGGUUAUCAUCAACAAGACAGAUCCGGCCUUGUCGGAUGAGACAGACAGUGAUUCCGAAGAGCCUAUCGACGAGCUCUGCUUCAUCCAUGAUAAUGUCAAACCAGUGUCGUCAUCAUGCCAGAGGACAGGUUUACGGACAAGGAGACAUGCUACCAUGUCCGUUCCACCAAUGACGCGGAUAAAAUCCGUUAUCCCCUGCUCGAGCGAUGGUGAGAGUGAGGACGAACUCAGUUUCUUGGUAUAG
Molecule: messenger RNA, 2956 nt
Organism: Monascus purpureus
Lineage: Eukaryota; Fungi; Ascomycota; Eurotiomycetes; Eurotiales; Aspergillaceae
Source: the annotation of a GenBank genome assembly